AUGGAUCAUCCGAAAGAAGGUUCCGGGGAAUCCGGGAUGCCUCCCUCUGCUUCUGGAGCUAAACUACUGAAAGUUAAGCAAGAAGUCGGAGCCAAGAUGAGGAAGGGGAAAAAGACAGCCAGGGAGGCAAUCGCGACCAGAGUUUCUAAACGGAAGAAGAAAGACGAUUCUAGUGGGAGCAGUCCUCACUCGCCUUCGUUGCUGAAAAAUCAAGACGUGGUUAACCUCAUGGUUCAAGCUCUCGGCCAAAAGGAGCUUGGCCGUGCCUGUAAUUCCGACGAAACCCCCGAGACCGCUCCGGAGGGUUGGUUCUGUUGCCAUGAGAAGUACAUCUCCAAGUCUCACUUGAGAUUUCCUCUUCCGACCCUACUGCUUGAUCUACUAGAUCAUUAUCAGUUAGCCCUUUCCCAACUCUGUCCCUCGGUUAUCCGGGUGAUAAACGGCUUUAUCACUAGGUCCAAAGAGGAGGGGGUUAGCGUCGGUCUUACCGAACUUAUGAGCCUCUUUUCCCUGAAGGAAAGCGCCUCUAAGGAGGGUGGUACCGGGACCUACUACCUCCCUAGUCGUCCCAAUCAUGUUAUCUUCAGAUUCUCUAGUAGUGAUGAUGACUGGAGGAAGAAGUAUUUUUACGUUAAAGUUGAUCCUUCGACGGUUCCUGUGGGUCGGAACCUUAGGGUCACUUGGACUAAUCCAUCUGAAAUCGAAGAUCCUCCGAAGCUCUCUACCAAGCUCACCAGGGCUCUAUACCGCAAGUUGCAGCAGAGUCCCUGUACCUGGGUAGCCUACACCACUUCUCGAAUAAGUGCAGCCAGAUUCCCAGAUACCUACAACGCCUCUUUCCAAGAUCCCAUUCCUGCUGAGAACCUUGAGAUUUCGGCAGGCGAUUCAGUUGUAUCGAUCUCAACUGGUGCUAGUGCUUCGGGAACUGAAAAGUCUCAGCCAGGUGACAUGACUCUGCGACCAUCAUUCCGUUCUAGGGGUAACCCCUCUAAAGCUGCCAGUGCUUCUCGUGGAAGCGACAGGAACCAAGGAGGAUCGUUCCUUAUCUCAAUGAAGGAAGUUUUGGACGACGGAGGAUCCAAACCUGUUGUCGAGACUACUCCAACUGAGGUUGUAGCUCAGGAUGCUGCUCCUCUCCCUGAGGUCCAGGUGCCGGAGGCUGACUACCAGGCUCCGAAGGGUACAUCUGAGGUCGAGCCGUCGAGACACAAGAGGCCCAGGACCGAUCAGGGCAGAGCUCCCACCCGUUCUUCUUCCUCGUCCUCUAGAGGAGGGACUGUUGGGUGGAGCUUUACCCAUUCGAAGCCUGGGUCGAUCCUGGACGACUCUUGGGGCCUAGCUGCGAUAAUGAGGCACCUGAAGAGCGUGGGAUGUCCCCUUCCAGCGCUCAAGGACCUGACUAACCGAGAUGAGUAUCUCGAUAUUGCCCACUGUAUGGGUCAGGUACGUGAUCUCUAUCUGUUCUUUGUUUACAUUCUUUGGAGACGAUGAUAUAUAUAUAUUUUUUUU
Messenger RNA from Brassica napus (rape), 1509 nucleotides. RefSeq names its product meiosis-specific protein ASY2-like. The transcript has 3 exons. Lineage: Eukaryota; Viridiplantae; Streptophyta; Magnoliopsida; Brassicales; Brassicaceae. The coding region runs from base 1 to 1491 and encodes 496 amino acids. The record is from RefSeq and is a predicted model, not a curated record.